AUGGACUCGGUGCUGAGAAAUGUGCCCGCUGCCGCCUGUUACAUAGACGACGUCGUCGUGUUCAGCGCAUCAGCGGAGCAGCACGUCAAGGACGUGAGCGACACCUUGGACGCCAUUCGAGCAUCUGGAAUGACCUGCCAUCCGAAGAAGUGCAGUUUCGGGAAUAGUACGGUCAAGUACCUAGGCUUUGAAGUGCAAGGGGGGCAGCUGAGCAUCCAGCAGGCGAAAGUAGAAGUGCUGGAUCGGGUCCCGGCCCCUAAGGACCGAAGCACGUUGAGAGCGGUCUUGGGGUUUCUGAAUUAUUAUCGGAAUUUCGUGCCCAACUUCAGCCGCACCUCAUCCGUGCUAAACCGAUUGCUGAGGGAAGACCAAGCGUGGCAGUGGGGGGAGGAAGAGCAGGGGGCAUUCAAGGCCCUCAUCAAAGCUGUAAAGACCGGGACUGUCCUUACCCUGCCCAGCAAGGAAGACCCAUUCGUGCUUUACACUGACUGGAGCAGCGCGGGCAUGGGAGGGAUUUUGUGUCAGGAGAGAGACGGGCAGGAGAUGGUAGUGGCCUUUGCGAGCCGGAGCUGCAACCCUGCAGAAGCCAAUUACAGCUCCUACGAAGGAGAGGGGCUCGCAGCGGUCUGGGCCAUUACCCAUUUCAGAGUGUACUUACAAGGGAGGCCGUUUGUGCUAGUCACUGAUCACCAGCCGCUCACGUGGCUGAUGACUAACCAGGCCUUGACGGGCAGGAAUGCUCGAUGGGCCAUGAGGCUGCAAGAAUACGAGUUCACCAUCCGACACCGGGCAGGGAAGACCCUGCAGCAUGUAGACGGGCUCUCUCGCAACCCGCCUCCCUCGAGCCCAGAGGCGUGCCUGGUGGCAUUGGCGAGAGAGAUCGACGGGGAAGGAGCCAAAAGGAAGGCGCAGAAAGGGGCGGAGGAUAUCUGGGAGGAUGAAGAGACUCUACGCUGGGUGCAAGGGAAGACUUCGGAAUCGGAACCAGCGAGUGAAAGGGCUAGAGCACGGGGACUGCACUAUCGGUGGUACCAGGACCAACUACAGAAGACUACGAAGGAAGGGUGGAAGCUAGUCCCGCGACCAGAGGAGCGGGAAGGGAUAAUCGCCAAAGUGCAUCGGCAGCUGGGGCACUACGGGAGCCUGCGUACUAGCCAAUUGAUCGAGACAGGCUGGUGGUGGGCAGGGAUGAGGGGAGAUAUCAAAGCGUGGGUUGGCCCCUGCGAGCUAUGCAGCAGGAAUAAAGCCGAGCUAGAGAGAGGGAGGGAAGAGCUGCACUCGCUACCCAUCAGAGGCAUCGGGUUCAGGUGGUCUCUAGACUUGGCGGGAGAAAUGCCGCUUAGUAGGAGAGGAAAGCGGUUCAUCCUCAUCAUGAUUGAGCACGGCAGUAAGUGGGUCGAGGUGAGGGCGUUGCCGAGCAAGAGCUCGGCCAGAAUUGCGGAAGCAUUCGAAGACCAGGUGCUGACGCGCUUUGGGGCCUGUGGAGAAGUGUUGACUGACCAGGGCACGGAGUUUCUGGGCGAAUUCGAGAAUUUACUGACAGCCAGCGGUAUCACCCACCGGCGGACGUCGCGGUACCACCCGCAGAGUGACGGGCUCACUGAGAGAUUCGUGCAGACUGUGAAGAAAGGGCUGAGAGCCUACGGGGAAAAGUUUAAGAGGGACUGGGACGUGAGGCUCCCUUGGGUGGUCGCAGGGUACCGUUUCAGUAAGCAGGCGGCGCUAAAGGACUUCUCUCCCUACUACCUGCUGCUGGGUAGAGAGCCUAUCCUGCCCAUAGACGCGCCUAGAGUGUUAACUGACGUGGUCACCAUGAGUUCAGACGAGGCCUGGGUGGGGCUGGCCGAGGCACGGGCAAGGUACCUGCGGGAGAUGCUACCAGCGGCGCUAGAGAACCUGCAGGUGGCCCAGCUCAGAGACGCACAGCGCUACAAGAAGAGGAGGGAAAGACAGGCGGUGCAGAAGGGUGCCCCGCUAGGGAUAGGGGAAGAAGUGUAUGUCAAAAAGGCCAGGCAAGACAUGCUGGACAUUGGGCUCAGCACGGAAAGGUGGAGGGUGAAAGAGGUUAAGGACUCGGGAGUCGUGGUGCUGGUGGGAGAUAAGGGGCAAGAGAAGAGGGACCAUCAGACGAACGUGGCGAGAGCCCGGCCCCAGCGAACGACGGCAGGCCCAGAAGGCGGGGGAAAGCAGGUAAAGGAGCUGCCUUUUAGCCAAAACGUCCAUCGGCGGUACCAGGCAGAGCAGACGCCGAGGAGGGGGCAAGUGGGAAAGGCAGGGGCACCCACUCAAGGCAUGAAGAGGGAACUGAGGAAUCCGCUAACGUGA
This is a messenger RNA of Closterium sp. Yama58-4, 2325 nucleotides long. NCBI's taxonomy places the organism in Eukaryota, Viridiplantae, Streptophyta, Zygnematophyceae, Desmidiales, Closteriaceae. The record is from the annotation of a GenBank genome assembly.